Molecule: messenger RNA, 582 nt
Organism: Pneumocystis jirovecii RU7
Lineage: Eukaryota; Fungi; Ascomycota; Pneumocystomycetes; Pneumocystales; Pneumocystaceae
Product: centrin
Exons: 4
Coding region: 1-516 (171 amino acids)
Cellular component (GO): cytoplasm
Molecular function (GO): calcium ion binding
Source: RefSeq, a predicted model, not a curated record
AUGUUUUCAGCGAAACAGCGGCGGCGAUUGCACGGUGAUUCGCCGACUGUACGAGGAUCUCAGAUGCGGACAGAAAUUACGGAAGAACAACGGCAUGAGAUCAAAGAAGCGUUUGAACUGUUUGAUUCAGACAAGGAUGGAGUCAUUGAUUACCAUGGAUUGAAGAUUGCAAUGCGUGCUCUUGGAUUUGAGGCGGAGAAGGGAGAAGUAUUGGAUAUUUUGAGGGAAAACGGGAAGAAUGGGCGUGGAGUGAUUGUGUAUGAGGAUUUUGCGCGUGUGAUGGCGGAGAAGAUUCUUGAGCGGGAUCCACUUGACGAAAUCAAGCGUGCAUAUGCCUUGUUUGCUGAUGAACAGACGGGGAAAAUCAAUAUCCGUAACCUCCGUCGCAUUGCAAAAGAAUUGGGUGAGAAUAUUGAUGAUCAGGAGCUGAUAGCAAUGAUUGAUGAGUUUGAUCUUGAUCAGGACGGUGAAAUUAAUGAGCAGGAAUUUAUUAAUAUCAUGGUGGACGAAGUCUAGAAGAUGAUGAUGGUUUGUUUUUUACGGCUAAAAGUGUUCCAGAGGAUAUCUUAGGGGCAUAAGACU